UUUGAUUCUGGGAACUAACCAACUAAAAAAAAAAACCUACUAGCUUUCCCUUCACUAGCUUCAGACGGAGUCAACAAAUUCCUGUGGGAUUUUUUUUUGAACCAGCAUUUUUCAAAGGAAAACUAUGGGCCUGAUUUUUUUUUAAUUUGCUCUGGCCAAAGUAGAGGCUGAACUAUGGUCUCUGCAGCCAUUCUAAUGUGUUUGUGCAACAUUAGCAAUCGCUCUCUAUGGGGAUAACUGCAUCUGUUGCUUAUGGCUGUUCUAGUGUAAACAAAACUAAAAAGGUCAAACUGUCCACAUUUUGCUUACUGAGUCAAGACUACUCAUGUGAACAAGUCCUUCAGAAACUUGCUCACAGUAUUGCAUUUACCAUUGAGCUUCAACCAUGAUCACGUUCCAGCCUCACAUAGAUGCUACGUUUCUUAUUGUUUUGGUCUUUCCGGCCUGUGCCUUGGACAGCUACAUUGCAGCAGUGUAUGAGCACUCUGUUAUAUUGCCAAAUGUCACUGGGAGUCCUGUUUGUCCUGAUGAUGCUUUGAUGCUAAUGAACAAAAAUAUGGAUGUUUUGGAGGAGGCCAUCAAAGCAGCAGCCCAGCAGCAUGCACACAUCAUUGUGACUCCUGAAGAUGGCAUUUAUGGCUGGGCCUUCACACGAGACACCAUUUUCCCCUACCUUGAGGACAUUCCAGACCCACAAGUGAAUUGGAUUCCAUGCACUGAUCCUAAAAGAUUUGCUCCUGCACCGGUGCAGGAAAGGCUCAGCUGCAUGGCAAGAGACAACGCUCUCUAUGUGGUUGCCAAUAUUGGAGAUAAGAAACCAUGCAAUUCCAGUGAUCCUAAGUGCCCCAGCAAUGGUCACUAUCAAUAUAACACUAACGUUGUCUUUGAUUCAGACGGGAAAUUAGUGGCACGCUAUCAUAAGUAUAAUCUCUUUAUGUCAGAAACUCAGUUUGAUUACCCUAAGGAGCCAGAGCUUGUCACUUUCAACACGCCCUUUGGAAAGUUCGGUCUUUUCACUUGCUUCGACAUACUUUUUCAUGACCCAGCUGUGACGCUGGUGAGCGAGUUACAGGUGGAUACUGUGCUGUUCACUACUGCUUGGAUGAAUGUCCUACCACAUUUAACUGCUAUUGAAUUCCACUCUGCCUGGGCUAUGGGGCUGGGAGUCAAUUUCCUUGCAGCUGAUACACACAACACCAGCAUGGCUAUGACAGGGAGUGGUAUCUAUGCACCUGAUGGACCCAGAGCAUUUCAUUAUGACAUGGAAACAGAAAACGGUCACCUACUGGUUGCAGAGCUGAGUUCACAUCCUCGUCUGUCUCCUGCCUACCCUGCUGCUGUUAAUUGGAGCGCAUACGCCAAAAGCGUCAAACGAUUCUCAUCAGAUGACCAUGAUUUCAAUGGAAUAAUUUUCUUUGAUCAGUUCACUUUCACUGAACUCUCUAAGCCUGAAGGAAACCUUACAGUUUGCCAAAAAGACCUUUGCUGUCAUUUGAGUUAUAGGAUGGCAGAGAAGCAAAAAGACGAAGUUUAUGUGCUGGGUGCUUUUGAUGGCCUUCAUGUUGUUGAAGGACAAUAUUAUUUGCAGAUAUGCAUACUGCUGAAGUGUGAAAGCACAGACUUGAAAACUUGUGGGCAGCCAGUGGCUAUUGCUCAAACUAAGUUUGAAACUUUCUCUCUCAGCGGUACAUUUGGCACUACUUAUGUCUUCCCGGAAGUCCUGGUCAGUGGGGUUCAGUUGGCACCUGGUGAAUUUCAGGUAUUAAGUGAUGGACGUUUGAUCAGUCAGAAUGGUACAUCUAAACCAGUUUUAACAGUGGCACUUUUUGGGAGAUGUUAUGAGAAGGAUCCACCACAACCACAAUCAACAUUGUUAUUUCUGAACAACGGUGCCGCAUAACACAUCAUCUACAAAACAAUCACUGUGUUUGUGUUUUCUGUUACAAUUGUGCUUUGUUUAGCAAAUAUAAAGUAAGAAAUCAAUCAAGUUUAACCGCUAUUUUGACUCCCUAUUGUGGCAGAAUAGCCAAUGUUGGGCCUCACCCUUUUCAUGGCAGGGGCAAGGACAUCCCCCCCUCCUGGGGUACUCAGGGUACUACUGGUGGCCCAGGAAGGUGGCAGGGAAUAGACCUGAACCCCAGCCCCUUUCAAACUCUUACCCUCUUCUACCUUGGGAUGUGUGGGGGAGUCUUCAUCCUUGUUACUGGGUGGGAGAGUCUCCCUGCUUUGCUGGGACAAGAUCUCCAAUUCUCUGCUCUCUCAAAUCUCAGCAGCACCCUCCAACCUCUAGUUUUCCACCCAAUCUGCCUGAGGAGGAUGAAGGGUUAUUAGGUUCCUAAGAGGGCAUUAAUUGUCUAUAGCUGCUGUAACUGGCCUACCGGUAUCCUUGCCUUAAGUAGCCUGCCAUAUGAUAUCAGGUUCCUGACAGUGCCUUAAUUCACUACAGGUGCUUCAAUUUUCCUGCAACAGCCCUCCCUGGUCUAUAGGGAACCACACCUUAAUUAGCCUAGGUCUUAUAUAUCUCCUCUUUAGCAUUCUCUCAACUGCUCCCUGUCGCAUCACAUUAUCUUUUAUCACUGUUGAAUAGCAUUUAUCUUUUGCUCACUGACUUCUGAAAUUUGAUUUUUUUUCUUGUAUGCAAAAGAUGAACAUUAGGAUCCUGAUGCUAACCUCAUAGUCACAUUCAACUGCAUAUUUUAUAAUUAUAGGCAACUGUGGUAUUAAUAAAACUAACGGCUCAAUCCUGCAUAAUAAAUGCCAGAUAGAAAGGUGCAAAUAUUCAAGGAAUAGCUCCUACCCAGCAUGCUGCCCAAAGAUGUGUUCUGUUUGCUUCCUGUGUGUCCUACUAUGAGUCCAACACUUGCUGCACUUACCACAGCUCCCUCCUUUCAAGCAGUUUCUCCAUGAGCUUUGGUGUGCCAUUCCCUCAUGCUCUUUGACACAUUGGAAUGUUUUAGUAUAUGCAAGGCCCUUUGUUUUCAGUUCUAACUAGAUUUUUUAAUGGGAAUAUCCAUGGAAUUAAAAGAAGCCACUGUUUGUUUGA
Molecule: messenger RNA, 3043 nt
Organism: Pelodiscus sinensis (Chinese soft-shelled turtle)
Lineage: Eukaryota; Metazoa; Chordata; Testudines; Trionychidae
Product: pantetheinase
Biological process (GO): pantothenate metabolic process
Molecular function (GO): pantetheine hydrolase activity
Source: RefSeq, a predicted model, not a curated record